Molecule: messenger RNA, 357 nt
Organism: Vicia faba (fava bean)
Lineage: Eukaryota; Viridiplantae; Streptophyta; Magnoliopsida; Fabales; Fabaceae
Source: the annotation of a GenBank genome assembly
AUGUAUCAGCUUUUAUUAAACUCUUCAUUGAUACUCCCAACGUUUCUUCUUCUUUCAUCUUGUUUGCUGGAAUUUUGGAAUGGAAUGAAUAUGGUGUUGGUGUUGAGAAAUUUGAAACAAGAUUUGAAACUUUUUGUUGCCUUUAGUUAUGAACAUAAAUAUGUGCUAAUAUCCUCUAUAUCUUCCUUGUUUUUUCAUGUAUUGAUGAAUGAUGUUGCUAAUACACCCUUAAUUUCUUUCUUUUUUCAUGUAUUAUAUGGUGAUGUUGUUGGUAUGGAGAAACUUGGAUUUAGAGAGCUUUGGAGAUUUGUCGAAGAUAAUGGUGAGAAAGACUUUGAAAAGUACAAGGAAAAUUGA